AGAGUUCUGCUGCUCAGGAACUCAUGAUCAUGGGAUUGGAGGGGGACUCCAUUGACUCAGUUGUCUGCUUUGAAAGCCUGGUUGCCCCAAAUGGGCAGUUGCCACCCGAGGAAGGGGAUGUUGAGAAGCGCCAUCUGAAACCAAAGGACCCAAAGCAUGAAGAGGGCUAUACCAAGAUUAAAACUAGAUCACUUCGGCGUUCCAUGGCCAACCGUGGCUCCACUAGAAGAAGGAGAUCAGUCCAGGCCUGGCUGUGGCGG
Molecule: messenger RNA, 260 nt
Organism: Linum tenue
Lineage: Eukaryota; Viridiplantae; Streptophyta; Magnoliopsida; Malpighiales; Linaceae
Source: the annotation of a GenBank genome assembly